This is a messenger RNA of Lagopus muta (rock ptarmigan), 2179 nucleotides long. RefSeq names its product RAB27A, member RAS oncogene family (gene RAB27A). The transcript is spliced from 7 exons. Gene Ontology annotation, biological process: melanosome transport; positive regulation of exocytosis. Gene Ontology annotation, molecular function: GTPase activity; GTP binding. Lineage: Eukaryota; Metazoa; Chordata; Aves; Galliformes; Phasianidae. The coding region runs from base 265 to 930 and encodes 221 amino acids. The record is from RefSeq and is a predicted model, not a curated record. Gene Ontology annotation, cellular component: secretory granule; melanosome.
UGCCCCGCGUCCGGGCGGGGCCGCUCGGCGCCUGCCCCCACCCUACGGGAAGUGAUGUCGCUCUGGCGGAAAACGCGCCCUUACCGCCCGGCCGGGCAGGUGCGGAGCGACGCGGCAUUGCCGGAGAUGAUUAAUGCCUCUUUCUGCAUGACUAUGGUAUUCAAGAGAUCUGGACUGGAUCAGGAAGCUCUGUGCUGAGGUACACCUGGAGAGCUACAGGUCCACUUCCAGCUGUUAAGCAUAGGUGUCUCCUGAAUUCUCACUAUGUCUGAUGGGGACUAUGAUUACCUCAUAAAAUUCCUAGCGCUUGGUGACUCUGGAGUAGGAAAGACCAGCCUUCUUUACCAGUAUACAGAUGGCAAAUUUAAUUCCAAGUUUAUCACAACUGUGGGCAUCGACUUCCGGGAAAAGAGAGUGGUGUACAGACCCAAUGGGCCAGAUGGCGUUGGUGGCAGAGGGCAGAGGAUACAUCUUCAGCUCUGGGAUACUGCAGGGCAGGAAAGGUUUCGUAGCUUAACAACUGCUUUCUUCAGAGAUGCCAUGGGGUUUCUUCUACUCUUUGAUCUGACAAAUGAGCAAAGCUUCCUUAAUGUCAGGAACUGGAUAAGUCAGCUACAAAUGCACGCGUAUUGUGAAAACCCUGACAUUGUAUUAUGUGGAAACAAAAGUGAUCUGGAAGACCAACGAAUGGUGAAAGAAGAAGAGGCUAAGGAACUUGCAGAAAAAUAUGGGAUACCAUAUUUUGAAACCAGUGCAGCUAAUGGGAAUAAUGUAAGCAAAGCCAUUGAUACACUGCUUGACCUCAUCAUGAAGCGCAUGGAGCGAUGUGUGGAUAAAUCCUGGAUCCCAGAAGGGGUAGUGCGUUCCAAUGGGCACAGUUCUACAGAACAACUGAGUGAGGAGCAAGAUAAAGGCAAAUGUGGCUGUUGACUCAGCUACAAUUAAAUUUAAUGUACAUGCUUAAUUAUAGUACAGUUGCAGCUUAACUGUUUAACUUAUAGACAAAUCACAUCUCAUAGUUAGGUAAUGAGCAUUAUUAACUCUUGACAAUAAUUUUUUUGCUUUCCUCUCAAGCAACGUUGAGUUUUGUUUGCAAGUUGUGCAGUUUAUUAGUGAUGGAGCAAGUUCAUCAGUUCAGUGUAGUACUGGAUAUUCCCUAAAUUCUCUACUUUGGAAGGAAGGGAAGGAGAGGACUUUUAAUUAACAAGUGUAAAAUCUUCAUAUAUGGGCAGUAAGAAAAGGUAGGUUUCUGAAAUAAGGAUUUUCAUUUGCUCCUUGAAGGCUCCAUUAACUCCGAACACUAAGCAUUUAGAUUAGAUAUUGUGACUACUCCUAGUGGCUACAAACUAGCAAGCUUACCAACAUGGUUCUUGAGUCUGUUUUAACAGAAGCAUUUAAUCAUUUCAUCAAUCAGUGACAAUCACAGAGAGCGAAUCUUGUAUUUUUUGCAAAAGCCUGUAAGUAACUUGUCAUUAUUUUCUCAAACCAUCAGUGUUUAGUGAUAAAAGCCAAAAGAAAGAUAUUUUACAUAGAAUGAAAAACUUUUUAGAGAAGCACAGGGAUGCAGAACACUUUUUGUAGGUCACGGAUGUGAACAUUUAAACUACAACUGUACUAUAUAAAAUAUAGUCAACAGAGCCUGCGAGACCUCCUGACAUCAUUUGAAUUUCUAGAACAUAUGUAUACAUAUAUUGAUAUGUCAAUGGUGUAAGUGUAUAUCUGUUAUGUUCUUUGCUAUUGUUUUAACAGGAGUGUAGGGUAAUGUAGAUGUCAGCAAAACUUCAUCUAAAAUAGUGCUUUGUACUGAGGUUUUUUGUUUUUUUGUUUUUUGGUUUUUAACCAAACAGAUUUGGAAUGUUUCCUCAAAUAUGGAUUGAGAAAUGAAUAGUGAUUAUGAAUAGAUACAGAUUGUCUUCUGGCGAAAUGCAGCUGAGAUAUCAGUUCUGUCUAAAUCAGUAUUUCUAUAAAUUUAUAAUGCUUAUUUUCUGCUGCCAACUUUUGUGUCCUGUACAUCUUGGCUAUCAUAUAUUCACUUACGGCUUGUCAAUUUCCUUAAAAAUGAAUAGAGUUACUCCUCCCCCCCUCUCCACUUACAGAUCACAUGAAUGUCAAUUUUGGUUUGGUGGAUCAUGUUAUUCUUCAUUCUUAUUUAUUCUUAUGACAACCUGAAGAACAAUCA